AUGACGCUGAGUCCCGAUGGCCAGUGUCAAGUCCAGCACCUGCCGUUUGCGUCAAUCUGCGAGAUGUUGGAGCACUUCCACCAGGAGCCCAUUCCCCUGGAGCACCCCUCGCAAUUGGCAGGCUCCCCCGGUGAUCCCAAGACCGCCAGCGAGUCGCCUCCGCCCCCCGUAACCCUGUCUGCCUACGUAGUGAACACUCGUCGCGGUUCCCGUGUGUGUCCCCCACUGAACGCCACUUCGGCCGCGAACCCCUCGCAUUGGCCGCGCCUGGUGCUCUGUCGGGGGUCCGUGCGGGCGAGCAUCAACGCCGUCUGCUCGGACGUCGCCUCGGUGGCCGCAAGUGUCGCGACCCGCGCUGUCCAAAACCAGUACAUCCUCAUGUGA
Molecule: messenger RNA, 384 nt
Organism: Mesocestoides corti
Lineage: Eukaryota; Metazoa; Platyhelminthes; Cestoda; Cyclophyllidea; Mesocestoididae
Source: the annotation of a GenBank genome assembly